CAUGCUUUAAGUACACUGAAGUCUUGAUCUACAACCAUUACACCACCAGGCCACAGCUCUACCUCGCUGCAUAUUACAGCAUCUCAAUAAGCGACAGUAUAUUACAGCACACCUUUUCAUAUAUCUACACCUGGGCAAAUCUUGGCUGCAAUGGACGAAGACGAGAGGAGAGGCUACGAAGCCACUGCCCAAAAGCUUCGUGCCGACUUGAAGCAAUUCGAGAACGACUGGGCUGCAAGCCAUGGAGGCUCAAAGCCAGGACGGGAGGACAUCAAGGCGAACCCGGACAUUGCCAACGCGUACAAGAAAUACAACAAAGUUCGCGAUAUCCUCUCCGGCAAGAUUGUGCCACCAAAGAAGCCUGCCAACUCGCAGAAACGCAGGCCCGAUCCGCCAACCCUACAGACCCCGUCGAAGCGCUCGCGGCACGCAGAGACCCCUUCCAAAGUCCGUACAGUGAAUGUGGAACCAGACUUGGCAACCCCUUCAACUCGCAAAUUAUUCAGUCCUGUGGCACCAACCUCGAUAGGACCGACACCUCAGAAGGAUGGGCGCAUCCUGGGUCUGUUCGAUCUCAUGUCCGGUGGCGAGCAGACGCCAUCGAAACCUUCUUCAGAAGCUGCAAAGAAGCCAGUGACGAUCCAAGCAACGCCCACAAAACGAAAAGCCAGCGACAUGGAGGACGAGGAGGAAAACACAAGACUGGGCAGGACCCCCAUGUCUUCCAGCAAGCGGGCCAUGCUUGACACAUUCCUCACACCUCUGAAGCGCAGGGACGCCAACGCUGGCACCAAGACCCCCCAAACCGUCAGGAAACUGGAAUUCUCUACGCCAGCAUUCUUGAGGCGAGCACCUCUUCCGCCAGUCGACGAAAACGGGGGCUAUAGGUCACCCGAGCCGUUGCGGCUUCCCCGAAAACCAUUUGGUCGGGGCCUGAGCAGCGUGGUUGCGAGUUUGCGCAAAAUGGAGGAGGACCACCUUGAUGAAGAUCUCGAGGCUCUCCGCGAGCUUGAGGCUGGCGAGGCGCCGGCCCCUGUCAAAUCUACAAGUGCACCAGCUACGAAGCCCGACGUGCUGGCACCCGACAGUCAGGGUCCACAGCUCUUGGGUGGAUUCGACGACGAAGCUCAAUUCGACAGCGAUCCUGAGAAACAGGUGGGACGUGAUGGGUUGCCUCUCAAGAUUUACCAGAAGAAGGGGCAAAAGCGGACGACGAGACGGGUCAACAUGAGACCAACACGAACAAAACGCCCCGCGGUACAGUCAGAAGCAAUGCUCUCGGAUGACGACGAAGUCGUGGAGGAGACUCAAGUCAAUGUCACAGCGCCCGGGGACAGCGAUCCUCUCGACUUGGGCUCCGAUAGUGAGUUUGGUGAUUCUGGCAAUGAGUCUGCUUCGGAACGCGCGAAGAAGAGGUCGAAAGCCGCCAAGGGUGGUGAUGGUGGCAAGAAGGAGAAGGAGGGCAAGGUGAAGCAGGUCGUGAAGAAGAUAAGCGCGACGGCGCACGCAAACUUUCAGAGGCUGAAGUUGAAGAACUACGGCGCGAAGGGAGGACCUGGGUUCAACAGCCGCUUCCGCAGGAAGAGGUAGGCCAUGGUUGACGAAGGCAAUGAGUGCAUGAUACCACGAAAUCCUGUUACAGUACCUCUUCAGCUGGCGUUUAAUGCUCACGACUGCAUCGGGCAUGGCGUUUGGGAGCGAUCGUCUUCGAUAAUUGAAACUCUACACAUAGCACAAUUCGCACAAACAUGUCAAUGAGCGGCCU
Molecule: messenger RNA, 1765 nt
Organism: Microdochium trichocladiopsis
Lineage: Eukaryota; Fungi; Ascomycota; Sordariomycetes; Xylariales; Microdochiaceae
Product: DNA replication/checkpoint protein
Exons: 2
Coding region: 151-1590 (479 amino acids)
Biological process (GO): DNA replication; mitotic DNA replication preinitiation complex assembly; DNA replication initiation
Cellular component (GO): DNA replication preinitiation complex
Molecular function (GO): DNA replication origin binding; single-stranded DNA binding
Source: RefSeq, a predicted model, not a curated record